Messenger RNA from Sporisorium graminicola, 615 nucleotides. RefSeq lists its product as uncharacterized. The record is from RefSeq and is a predicted model, not a curated record. Gene Ontology annotation, cellular component: nucleus. The transcript has a single exon. Lineage: Eukaryota; Fungi; Basidiomycota; Ustilaginomycetes; Ustilaginales; Ustilaginaceae. Bases 1 to 615 code for a protein of 204 amino acids.
AUGGGAGGCAAAAAGAUCUCGGAGCGAUCCAUCAAGAAAAAGUCGGGUCCUACCCACCCGUACUCGAGGAGAGCAACGCAGCUUGCACGAGUAGCACACCGCAAGGACAAGCUCAAUCACGCCAAAUCGGUACGCUGCCGUUCCUCGAACGCCAAGGUCGAUCGCCUCUCUACACUCAUCCUUAUGCUUCCGGACGACAUCGACGCAUUGCCAGAUCUGGCGUCUGUACACACCUUUAUCACUCAAAACUUCCUCACACGUUAUGAUGACGAGCUGCAAGAGCUCAAGGCAGACCGAAGACCAGGUAGGCCUCCGCACAAGCGCGAGAUCGAGCUCAAAGAGACUAUUGCAAAGGAAGCACAAGAGUACGAAGAGGGCCUCGAGCUUCCUGACCUCACCAACGUCACCAAUGUCAAGCUGCUCCGCGACUGGCAGGGCGAUCCUCAAGCACUUCCACUCUUCCGCAUGGUCCGCAUCAGUGGCAAGUACCCCGAGCAGUGCAACCUCAUGCAUCCCGGUACUCACAAGCUACUCCAGCUUGAGCUCAAGCAGCAGAACGAAACAAACGAGUCAGCUGAUGCACAGAUGGUCGCAUCCGACACUCUGAGCACAUAG